This is a messenger RNA of Pseudovirgaria hyperparasitica, 1083 nucleotides long. RefSeq lists its product as uncharacterized. The record is from RefSeq and is a predicted model, not a curated record. Bases 1 to 699 code for a protein of 232 amino acids. The transcript has 2 exons. NCBI's taxonomy places the organism in Eukaryota, Fungi, Ascomycota, Dothideomycetes, Acrospermales, Acrospermaceae.
AUGUGUCGGAGCAUGAGUCGUGAUGCCCAGCGCGCAGAAUCGCGCAUCUACCUCAGAGUGCUUAAGCGAUACAUGCCAAUACGAAACCCCAUACUUUCGCAAUUCAACCUGCUGGAUGUCUUGGUUGUCACUCCACAGAUCAUCAAUAGUACCGCCGAGCAGCCCGAGAUCGCCAGCUUGCGAAAAGAAAAAGGCCUGCGCCUGCACUGUCUCUCCGCACGAGUCGUCCCCAGGCUCGCUGUGUGGCGCGUUCGUCCUCCCUCUCCCAGGACUUAUCCCAGGGUACCUUUAGGAGGGGGGCCACUGGUGCUUGCUGGCACCAAACAAACCGCGUCCCGCUACGGGCGGACAGAGGCCCAAAGUUACCAGUCUUACGGAUCGUCGGGGGGUGGUUCAGCACAACGCAAGCCAGGCCGUUUCGAACGCAGCUUGCGUCGAGUUUGCAGCCUGCGCUGCAAUCACUCAAAAAAUCUGGUCUGGAACAUGAUGAGCGACGACGAUGGGCGCGAGCAAGUUUCACAACGCGCUGAAAAGCCGGUCGCGAUCGCUGGACCGACAAGGUGCACCCAGACUUACGCCAACGACCGGUACUUUGCAAGCUACGCAAGCUACGACAACGCCCUGGCUGAGGUCACUUGCAUGCAGUGCAUCCAUGGCGGCUCUUGGGGAAAGCGUGGUGGCGUGAGACUCGGCCCAUGACGAGCGAGCGGCUGGUGGGUGGGGCGGUGAUAGUGGUUUGGUGGUUGUGGUUGUGUUUAGCGAGUUUCGAUUUAGCGAGGUUCCGUCACGUAACAGCUUAGGAUUCGCCGUGGACUGUGGGCUGUUGCGUGCUCUGUGUGCAAAAGCCGCUGUGGAUGAGAGAUUAUUAUCAUCAUCAUCACCGUUAUUAUACUUAAUGUCCGGUGAUAAUCUUCCUAUGGUGUUGCCACGGUGUGGCUCGACUUCCGACAUCGGCUAGCGUAUGCUUUGAAAGAGGCAGACGGGAACAUGCCGACGUCGGAGGAGCUGUCGAAACGGUAUCCAGUACAGUACAGUACUCACUCUUAAGCAUCUACUCAAAACGUGGACGUGGACCCUUUCUAC